This is a messenger RNA of Mesitornis unicolor (brown roatelo), 1029 nucleotides long. RefSeq names its product transducin (beta)-like 2 (gene TBL2). Gene Ontology annotation, biological process: endoplasmic reticulum unfolded protein response. Lineage: Eukaryota; Metazoa; Chordata; Aves; Mesitornithiformes; Mesitornithidae. Gene Ontology annotation, cellular component: endoplasmic reticulum. The transcript has 5 exons. The record is from RefSeq and is a predicted model, not a curated record. Gene Ontology annotation, molecular function: protein binding. The annotation marks the transcript as partial.
AAGUACCUGGCGUCGUGCGCCGAUGACCGCACGGUCCGGCUGUGGAGCACCCGGGAUUUUGCGGGACGUGAGCAUCGCUGUCUGCGCGCCAAUGUGGGGCUGGACCACGCCGAGCUCGUCCGCCUCAGCCCCGACUCACGGGCAUUCAUUGUUUGGCUGGCGAAUGGCGAGACUAUUCGUGUCUAUAAAAUGACUAAGAAGGAUGAUGGCAGCUUCACCUUCACUGCAGCUUCUGGGGACUUCCCAAAGAAGCACAAGGCUCCUGUCAUUAACAUAGGAAUUGCAGAGACAGGAAAGUUUAUUAUGACAGCUUCCAGUGACACUACCAUCCUGAUCUGGAGCCCGAAGGGUGAAGUCCUGGCCAGCAUUAACACCAACCAGAUGAACAAUGCCUAUGCCAUGGUGUCGCCCUGUGGGAGGUUUGUGGCAUCCUGUGGCUUUACCCCUGACGUGAAGGUGUGGGAGGUGUGUUUUGGAAAGAACGGAGACUUCCGGGAGGUGGCCAGGGCUUUUGAGCUGAAAGGCCACAGUGCUGGCGUUCUUUGCUUCUCCUUCUCCAACGACUCGAGGAGGAUGGCGACUGUUUCAAAGGAUGGGACGUGGAAGUUCUGGGACACGGACGUGGAAUAUAAGAAGCAGCAGGAUCCAUACCUGCUUCUGACGGGGAAGUGCAAGGUCACAGAGCCUUGCCGCAUCGCCCUGUCCCCUGAUGCUCGUGUUGUUGCCAUCUCCAGUGGUGCAGACAUUGUUGUGUACAACACAAGGAGAGGAGAGGAGGAGGAGCGCUUCCCUGCUGUGCACGAGCAGUGCAUAACAGACUUGGCGUUUGACACCAGCAACCGCUACCUGGUGUCGUGUGGGGACCGGGCCAUCCGCGUCUUCCACAACACUGCUGGUCACAGAGCCGUGGUGGAGGAGAUGGAAACGAUGCUGAAAAAGACUGGGAACAAAGCCACCCGGGAGAGGCUGGAGCAGCAGAUCUCCAGUGCCCGCAAAGCGCUGGCCGCGAUCUAUGGCAAGAAACACUGA